Messenger RNA from Plasmopara halstedii, 1830 nucleotides. RefSeq lists its product as hypothetical. The record is from RefSeq and is a predicted model, not a curated record. The transcript has 2 exons. NCBI's taxonomy places the organism in Eukaryota, Oomycota, Peronosporomycetes, Peronosporales, Peronosporaceae. Bases 1 to 1830 code for a protein of 609 amino acids.
AUGGAGGCUAAUAACAUCGGCACCAGCGUGCAUGUGUUUGACGGCUCGACAGACUUUCGUGUGUGGCGCGCGCGUGUCGAGAAUGAGCUGAUGCGCUACCACCUGCUGGGCUAUGUGAUGGUGCGCGGUUACGACGGGAGCCAGUCUUUUACAUAUAAUGGGGAGGUCGUGCCGCCCCGCGUGCCCAUGGCCCUCGAGGAAGGCGAGCAACAGCAGCCUUCUUUAAAGGAAGAAGCCCCGUGUGAUCGUAACACUACUACCCAGCGCGGACGACUUAGUCGCUGGGAUGUUUUGGGCGAAAGUGCCGAAGCUAAAGGAAUUUUACAACGUUUCUUACACCCAGACGUGGAGUCUGCAAUCUUAAACAAGAAUAUUUACGACAGCUGGAUGAUGCUUUGUACUCUGUAUGGCAAUCGCAGUAGUCCUGGAGCUCACAAUGUGUACGAAAUGCAUCGCGUAUUAUAUCACAUUCGACUGGGAGACAAGAAAGAAGAACCUGUUACAGAAUUUAUCACGCGGUGGGAGAUGCUUAUGCAGCAAUAUGCACUAGCAACAGGUAUUGAGCUGACAGACGCCUUUCGCUCCAUCUCAUUGACGCAAACACUUCCAAGUGCGUGGAUUCCAAUGGUAUCGUCGUGGAGAGGAACUCGACCAUUUGUGCCUUAUGUCGAGCUUGUGGAAAAAGUGGUGGCCAUCAAAGAACAGAUGCAAGCAAAAGUAGAGACAUCGAGUGUUCCGAGCUUGGCAUCAGGCAAAACAUCCCCUUCCUCAACUAACAACUCGACAGACGCGCAAACAUCUCAAUUAGUAGUGAAAACAGCAGCUGACAUGCUCGCAAUUGUAGAGCCAGUAGAACAAGGGAUGAAAACGCCGAUUACUGAAGAUAUGUCAGUGGAAAAACAAACUACGACAUCCAGUGAAAAGCAGCGCGACGAAUUACCUGAACAGUGUGCUGACGAGACAACGAGAAGCUCUGAUAAUUACGCGAGAUCAGGCGAUAGAACUUCCCCUUUGAGUGACGUGACUACUGGGACAGGCAAUACGCUCGACCUUAGGACAGGAGAAAUCAGUACUUCGAAGAGAAAGCGUUCAACCAGUCCUCGCAGCCGCAGCAUCAGCAAAAAACGAAGCUCAGAUCGAGGAGAGAAGUAUUCAGGCUCUCGCUCGUAUCGGGAUUCUAAGAGAAGUGAUAGUGAUUACGACAAGCGCCACACUCAUGACAGGCACAACUCUGAGAGAGGAUACGACAAUUUUGAACGUAUCGACAGUAAUGGCCCUGUCUCGUGCUUCUAUUGCCUUAAACUUGGUCAUCACAUGAAGAAUUGCUGGUAUUUAAAGGCAGACAUCGAGAGCGGGACGACUCACGAGUCGCACAAGAAAUAUACUUGCGCUGUGACACUUGAAAGAAACGAGUUUAUGGUUUGUUGUCUUGAAGCAUACAUUGAUGAGGUCAAUCGGGAGCGGGCGGCACGCCGGGCAUCCAAGUCAACAGCAAACACGUCGCGUCGCAGUGGCUAUGAAAUUGCUGAAAGCGCUGAACGCAAAUACCGCCCACAGCAGCAGGAGCUCGCACUGCCGCCACCUCCUGGUCAACCACCAAUUUUUGCGUUUCGAGAUCAGCAACAGUCGUCUAGUAGUACAACCGCAGCCGAUUUCCACAAACGCUCACGCAGCGUGUUUCAAUCGGCUGAAGGCCGUAUUUCGUCGCGUGAUCCACGUCUCAAUCGCUCGAAUAGUGUCUAUCGUUCCACUGAUGUCACAGAGGAGUUUUCGUCGCGAAAACGUGGUCGCACUCCAUCGUUUGAGAGGCAACUACGAGCUUAUUACUAA